Messenger RNA from Drosophila biarmipes, 312 nucleotides. Its product is annotated as ductus ejaculatorius peptide 99B. Gene Ontology annotation, biological process: regulation of female receptivity, post-mating. Gene Ontology annotation, cellular component: extracellular region. Gene Ontology annotation, molecular function: hormone activity. The coding region runs from base 47 to 205 and encodes 52 amino acids. The transcript has 2 exons. Lineage: Eukaryota; Metazoa; Arthropoda; Insecta; Diptera; Drosophilidae. The record is from RefSeq and is a predicted model, not a curated record.
AUGUCUCAGUUCAACACAAUUCAAUCCGAACACAUCCAAUCCCACAAUGAAGGCAGCGGUGUUUCUACUUUUGGUCCUCGCUCUCCUGGCUGGCAUGGUCCUCUCUCUGAAUAAGUCUGAUCCCGCCUUCAUCAAGGGUGAACAAGAUCGCAAGAAAUGGUGCCGCCUUAAUCUUGGCCCUGCUUGGGGCGGAAGGACUUGUUGAUAGCCCAUUAUUUUUGAAAAAUAAAUGUGUGCAAUUGGUGCUGCCAAUUGGCGGAUUCAGGAUCGCCCUAGUCCGUCAUUGAUGCUAGCCAACUUUGAAAGCAGAUA